Molecule: messenger RNA, 1269 nt
Organism: Aspergillus puulaauensis
Lineage: Eukaryota; Fungi; Ascomycota; Eurotiomycetes; Eurotiales; Aspergillaceae
Gene: rpt3
Product: proteasome regulatory particle base subunit RPT3
Exons: 6
Coding region: 1-1269 (422 amino acids)
Biological process (GO): proteasome-mediated ubiquitin-dependent protein catabolic process
Cellular component (GO): proteasome regulatory particle, base subcomplex
Molecular function (GO): proteasome-activating activity; ATP binding; ATP hydrolysis activity
Source: RefSeq, a predicted model, not a curated record
AUGGGAGACGUCGCCGUGGAGAACCCGGCGAGCGCCCUCUCGUCUCACACGAAGGCAGCUCCCUUGGACACGAUUCCCAACAUAGAUUCGCUCGAAGGUACAGGGGCUGACGAUGGUGACGAAUACGCUAAUUUGAAGAAACUGCAAAGACACCUGGAGUACAUCAAACUCCAAGAGGAAUACAUCAAGGAUGAGCAAAGGAGUUUGAAGAGGGAGCUGGUUCGUGCACAGGAAGAAAUCAAGCGGAUACAGAGUGUACCCUUGGUCAUUGGCCAGUUCAUGGAAGCGAUCGAUCAGAACACCGGUAUCGUACAAUCGUCGACUGGCUCGAAUUAUGUCGUUCGCAUCCUCUCUACCCUUGACCGCGAAAAGCUGAAACCAUCAUCCUCCGUCGCGCUGCACCGCCAUUCUAAUGCUCUUGUCGAUAUUCUUCCUCCGGAGGCCGACUCCUCUAUUGCUAUGCUAGGCGAAAAUGAGAAGCCGGAUGUCACAUACGCAGAUGUUGGUGGUCUUGAUAUGCAGAAGCAGGAGAUCCGAGAGGCAGUCGAGCUUCCUCUGACACACUUUGACCUCUACAAGCAAAUCGGUAUCGAUCCCCCUCGCGGUGUUCUCCUGUACGGCCCUCCAGGUACCGGAAAAACUAUGUUGGUCAAGGCGGUUGCGAACAGUACCACCGCUAGCUUCAUUCGAGUGAACGGUUCAGAAUUCGUGCAAAAGUAUCUCGGAGAGGGACCCCGUAUGGUCCGCGAUGUCUUCAGGAUGGCUCGAGAAAACUCACCAGCAAUCAUCUUCAUUGAUGAAAUCGAUGCCAUUGCCACAAAGCGUUUCGAUGCACAGACCGGUGCUGACCGUGAGGUUCAGCGUAUUCUGCUGGAACUUUUGAACCAAAUGGAUGGUUUCGAGCAGUCAAGCAACGUGAAAGUCAUCAUGGCCACCAACCGAGCGGAUACCCUCGAUCCAGCCUUACUGCGACCUGGUCGUUUGGACCGAAAGAUUGAAUUCCCGUCUCUCCGUGAUAGGCGUGAGCGACGACUGAUUUUCUCCACAAUCGCAUCUAAGAUGUCCUUGUCUCCUGAGGUGGACCUGGAUUCUCUCAUCGUCAGAAACGAGCCGCUGUCCGGUGCCGUUAUUGCUGCAAUCAUGCAAGAAGCUGGUCUCCGCGCAGUUCGCAAGAACCGAUACAACAUCAUCCAGUCUGAUCUUGAGGAUGCUUACUCUGCUCAAGUUAAGACUGGACAGGACGAUGACAGACCCGACUUCUACCGGUAA